Molecule: messenger RNA, 564 nt
Organism: Melampsora larici-populina 98AG31
Lineage: Eukaryota; Fungi; Basidiomycota; Pucciniomycetes; Pucciniales; Melampsoraceae
Exons: 1
Coding region: 1-564 (187 amino acids)
Source: RefSeq, a predicted model, not a curated record
AUGGCCGCUUUCCACCCUGCUCUGACCUCAAUUCGUAAUUAUUUCGAUCACAUCAUCAGCCUCACGAAGUCAACAAGGACUGAUGUCACCUUGUCUAACAUUGAGCGAUACGACCAAGCCUGCCGUCUCGAGUUUGCUAGCCAGCCCAAUUUAAUCUGGGGUGACUACAAGGCUCGAGCUCUCAAAGGCUUUGAAAAUAAAUUCCUUUACACGCACGAACUCCCUAUCUCAUAUCGUGACGAGAGACCAUCUAUAACGGAAUCUUCCAGACACGGGACCCCUCAAGCUUCCACUUCUUCAUCCUUCCAGCCUAGUGAGCCCAUCAAAAAGCCUAACAAGCCCAUCAAGAAGCCUAGCAAGCCCAGUAAAAAACCUUACAAAAAGUCUAGCAAAAAGACUUACAAAAAGCGUCCUACGUAUCAUCUCGCUGAAGUGGAUCAACCUUGUUUUGGUUGGAACCAGGGUAACUGUGCUCCUAAGUCUGGUGUACCUUGCAAGCGUGUACAUGGAGUUUGUGAUGCCCUCAACUGCUACGAAAAUCAUAGAGGCAGGAAACAUCAUUGA